CUGAAGGAGGUCACAAGUGUGAAAGUCUCAAGAGAGGAGCGGAGACACUUUGUGACACUUUUCUAAAUGUCUUAGAGCUCCACAAUUCAGUGAUCACGGAAGGCCACCGCAGUCUGAUCCUUCUCAGGGCCCCGGGAGUGGGCAGGUGUCCUGUGAAUCAUCCAACUGUAGCCGGCGCCUCCCUGGUCGGCCGCUUCGUGUCGAAUUACACCUGCUCGGUAAACAGGUGUUGGACUCCAAAGUUACUUCCAAAUCACUUCAUGGACGAAGAAAAAGUUCACGUCAGCGAUGCGAGGGGACGUCUGAGGCACAAUUAAAUAAAAAAAGACACUGAGAGCAGGACAGAGACACAAAAAAAAAAAAAAAAAAAACGAAGGUAAACACAACCUGCAUGGUGCGUCCAACCCACUGGAAAAACCAGAAGAACACCUGGGAGUGCAAAUUUAAAAAUAAAAGAGGCGCAGGGAUGGCGACGGAGCAGACCCACCCACUGACCAAAUAAAAAAAAAGUAAAAUAUAAAAAACGAAAGAAGGAAACGAAAACAAAAUUCAAGACACGAACCUUAAACAGCGGACAUCCGAGUGCUGCGUGCCGUCUGACGUUUGUACAUUUCGAACGAAGAAGCAAAGGGAGCGACAACUCAAGCCCAUCAUUUUCAAGACGACGCAAUGGCGGACACUCAAAAUUCUGGCAGUACUUUGCCUUCAGGGGGUCAGGUAUGCAAGUCCAUCCCAGAUGUCCUGAUGAUUCCAGAAAUUAUUAUCGGAGGUGCUGUUUGGAUCCUGGUGGCCAUCACUAAAGUUCUCGUUCAGAUCAACCAAGGCUGGGUGAUGUUUGGCUCAAUUUUUCUUUUUUUCUUCUCCCUGCUGUUUUUGAUUGGCCUGCUCAUCGGAUUUCAGAAGGGGGCACACUUUUGGAAAGUCCUGGAUGUGAUUUAUCACGCCAUUGCUGCUGGCAUAUAUUUCAGUGUUGCUGUCCUUCAGGCGAACGCUACAUUGGUGCUUCACGAUAACGGAUUCAGUGCUACUCCUGAAUAUAAGCUCAAUGUCGCCGCCACAGUGCUCUCCUUCAUCGUCACGCUGAUUUAUGUUGUCCACGCUGCACUUUCCUUCAAAAGAGCGAAAUGAGGAAUACCCAGGGAUAAGGAAAGAAGCCAACGCUGAAACGCACCCAAGGAAAAACAUCAGUUUGUUUAAUUUUUUAUUUAGAUCUGCAAUGAGACUCUGCUUUGUAACGAGAUUCAUAAAGGAAGAAAUACAUGAAGACAAACUUAAUGGACGCCUGGCCAAUGUCAGCUCUUCAGCCCGACGCAACUCUUCAUUUCUUUGUUGCCCAAAACAGAAAGCAGGAAGAGGAAUUAAAUUACACGGUAAUAAUAAAAACAACAAGAACAGAAGUUUCAGUCAUUUCUGGAAACAGUGAUGUCCCACAUGUUAACAAUUGAGACAUUUCAUGAUGAAAAUGCUUUGUCUUUUUUCCCAAUUCUGUUCACAUCUCUUAAAUCUCUGCUUAUAAAAAAUGGCUCAUUAAUGGAGAAAGCUGACCUUGACGUGCAUGUGGGGGGACGUCACAUGAAGCAGGACCUCCGCAUUAAAGUGCCAUGUCGGCUGUGUCUGCUGGUGCUGGGGGUGUGGCCUCUGCUUAGGGAGACACGCCCACCCAGAAGGGGAGGGGUCUUUAUGUUCAGUUUGUUUGAUUACUUAAAGCUGACGUUUUUGAGAUUACAUAUCUAGAUUGACAUCACUGAAUCUCUCUCGGCCAAAUUUGUUAUAGGAGAAGACCACUGGCUAGAUUUCCUUUAGAAACUUAGCGAGUGCCCCCAGAAGUAGCAUGGUACAACUGCCAGUUUGUGUGUGUAAAUCCACCUUAAUAAAAAGAUAAAAGUG
Molecule: messenger RNA, 1887 nt
Organism: Polypterus senegalus (gray bichir)
Lineage: Eukaryota; Metazoa; Chordata; Cladistia; Polypteriformes; Polypteridae
Product: myelin and lymphocyte protein-like
Exons: 5
Coding region: 670-1128 (152 amino acids)
Biological process (GO): myelination
Cellular component (GO): membrane
Molecular function (GO): structural constituent of myelin sheath
Source: RefSeq, a predicted model, not a curated record